Molecule: messenger RNA, 237 nt
Organism: Penicillium vulpinum
Lineage: Eukaryota; Fungi; Ascomycota; Eurotiomycetes; Eurotiales; Aspergillaceae
Exons: 1
Coding region: 1-237 (78 amino acids)
Source: RefSeq, a predicted model, not a curated record
AUGGGUUGCUACCCUAGCCAGAGGUCGAAUGGAGAAUACAGAUGGGAACUGUUGAAGCAAAUCGAGACACUCAUCGCAGUACUCAGUUUCACUAACAUUGCAUUGGAUGACUCGAGUAACACUGCCAAGGAAGCUUUGAGCUGCACCAUACCAAAGGUGGACUCGAUCCUCUGUGUCCACGGAUUUAUGCUUGGAAAAGGCAAUCUCAGCAAACCACUCAGAGAAGAGGCCGCGUAG